This is a messenger RNA of Bathycoccus prasinos, 1137 nucleotides long. Its product is annotated as methionine aminopeptidase. NCBI's taxonomy places the organism in Eukaryota, Viridiplantae, Chlorophyta, Mamiellophyceae, Mamiellales, Bathycoccaceae. Gene Ontology annotation, molecular function: metalloaminopeptidase activity. The transcript has a single exon. Gene Ontology annotation, biological process: proteolysis. Bases 1 to 1137 code for a protein of 378 amino acids. The record is from RefSeq and is a predicted model, not a curated record.
AUGCACACGUAUAAAAACGUCCCUUUGGUGGCAAAGUUCAGGCUCUUGCGGGCGUCGACGGCGUACCGAGGCGGAUUAGGAUUCGCAAAUGCGAGAACGAAAGCGAGAACGGUGUUCACCCCGACGGCGAUCGAGUGCAAAAAGAAAUCCGGGUUCGCCUCGGAAAUCCUAAACAAAACGAAAGAGAAAGUCCAGAACACGGUCAACGGACGCGAGGAAAAUGGGUUUCAAAACAGGAAAGCGUUGAAACCAGGCACGGUGACCAAAAUGAGGAAAGUGUACGAAGACACGUUGAAACCACAUUACGCCGAGACCGGGGUUUUACCACCGUAUAACGACGCGAAGUAUCAAUUCGCUCGAACGCUUGAUGAAAUCGAAGGGAUGCGCAAGGCGGGUUUAUUAGCCGCGGAAGUUUUGGAUUACGCGGAGAGUUUAUGUAAACCUGGAGUGACGACGGAGGAGAUCGACGAAAAAGUACAUCUGAUGAUCAUCGACGCGGGAGCGUACCCGAGUCCUUUGAACUACGGCGAGUUUCCGAAAUCCGUGUGCACGUCCUUGAACGAGUGCAUAUGCCACGGGAUACCCACGCCGGACGAGACGUUGUUGGAUGGGGAUAUCAUCAACGUUGACGUGACGGUGUAUUUGAACGGAUAUCACGGGGAUACCUCGAGAACGAUUCGGGUUGGGAAGGUUUCCGAGCAAGUGGAGACGUUGUGCAGAGUGACCGAGGACGCGUUAGAAGCGGCGAUAAAGAUUGUGAAACCGGGCGUGCCUUUACGAAGAAUCGGCGCGACGAUUCACGAGAUAGCUGAUAAGCACAAAUUCGGCGUCGUGGAUAAAUUCGUCGGUCACGGAGUUGGGAAAGAGUUCCAUUCCGGGCCAACGAUACGGCACCACCGAAACAACGAUCCGGGGACGAUCGAAGCCGGAAUGACGUUUACGAUUGAACCGAUGUUGACCAUCGGCGGGACGAGAGACAUCAUGUGGAAAGACGGGUGGACUUCCGUCACCGCGGACGGGAAGUGGACCGCGCAGUGCGAACACACGUUACUCGUCACCGAUACCGGGUGCGAGAUAAUGACGUUAUCGCCCGCGAAAAAAGCGCUCGGGGACCAUUUAAUCCGAGGCGCGCGAUGA